AACACACAAUAUAUUGGUAAGUUUCUUGAGUCUAAAUUUGUUCUAGUUUCCUUGGCAACUAUAGUUUAAGGCACGAGAGCUAAUACCCGAGAAUUCCAUCACAACUUCCUUAUAUGGAUAACGAGUGAAGAUGCGCGUGCUCCUUCCUGCACAGAAGCCUUGCCAUCAUUGCCAAAUUACCAGAUGUGUACGUCUGAAAGCUGAUCUAGGUAUGGGUUAACACCACCAUAUAUGGGAUAUGGAGACCUAUUAUCGUAUCCUUUCAAUGACUUUUCACUCCAAUUGGGAAGUAGGCCUCUUAGAAUUAGACGAAAACAAACUUUUAUUGCGCGAGGGAAAGUUCUUCUGUGUUGCCAAAUAUGUGAUUGGUAGGAAGAAGAUGUGAAUUUACUGUGCCCCACAGAAACGUAAAUAAGGCGAAAAUACAGCUCAAGAAAUUAUACAGUGGAUUCAUUUGUUAUGUGGUGAUAUUUGGGGAGGUGUGGUCGCGUGGCAAACUUUUCAUGUGAUCAGUUCGAGAAUGUAACUGUUGGAAACAUUCCACUUCUAGUAAAUAACGGCAAACUGCACGUGCAUAUUCGCGUGCAUUACUCCAUAUACGAUAGUGAUGUCCUAGUAUUCCGAUUUACUGGAUAUAGAUUAGUGAUCCCCGUGUUUUUAAUUUCAACCAUUUAUUAUUCCAAUAAUUCCUGGAUUACACGUUUUAACUUCCCACCCCCAAUUUAGAAGUUUUAAUAAGGAAGAAUGUCAUCCAGACGAAAGAGUAACAAACCAACAAACAGGAGAUCUUUGGAUAUAAAAACACCACAAGUAUUAAACAUGGCUGGAUGUGAUGAAGAAUCGGAUGAUGAACAAUUAACAAUACCCCCAGAUCUAUUUCAAGAUUUUCUAGAACUCAAAUCUUCUACUCACCUUAAUACAACUCAAUUAAUGAGAAAACUCCUUAAAGAAUACCACAGUCAGUCUGUGUCGGGCAGUGAGAGUGAACAAGAUGAAAAGAAUAGCAAUCGUAGCUAUGGCAACCACAGCAUGGAACCUGAACCUAAUUAUGAAAUCAUUGCCGAAUCUCGUAUCAACCAAACAAAUGCUCCAGAGGAACAUAUGGACUUCGAUCAACCGCUUGAUCUCACCGUUGACAGAACACCAACUCACAGUCGCGGUGGAUCUCCAAAUCAACGAAAUUUUGUCGCCAAGGCAUCACCGUUAACAAUGCACCUGCCAACAACACCCAUGCGAAAUAACAACCUGCCCUUCAUAAAAAUGGAACCGUCUGCCAAUGUUCCUAUUAAAACCGAGCCAGAUUUUCAAAUGCAGGUUCCGACGACUAGCGUUUCUAUAGCAACCCUACCUACACAUGAAAAUUUAACAGAUGUUAAUAAUCAAUUGUUUUUGAAUGGAAUCGGAAACCUUAUUGCCAUGCCCUUUAUGCCCUCGCCUCAAAUGUUGGAAGGAGUCCGAACAAAUUUAAUCAGCAUAAAAGCAGAACCCCAAAGCUGCCCUUCUCCCGUACCACAGGUCCCUGUACCUCCACGGCGGAUGAAACCUGGUCGCAAACCGAGAGGAGGUGGAGUUGCUCGUCCACAGAAAACACAACCUGGGGAGAUGAAAAUCAUUGCUGAAAACACCCUUUUUCCUGGCGUAUACACCAGUAUCUUGAAGCUUCCGUGGAGUCGCAGAUCCAGAAAUAAGCCUCCACUAACAGCCAAGCCGCAAACUACUUCCGCUAUAACGGUGACUGCGCAACAUACACCAGUAGUUGAUUCAUCGGUAUCGAUACCGUCCUCGGUUCUGCCUCCAAGUUCAGCUUCUCCUAACCCAAAUAACACACUUCUCCUUCCCGCUAGUUCUCAAACCAUUAUGUCGGCUACCACGUCCCAGUCGGUCAUGAUGGUUUAUCCAAAUGCCACCAUAUCUGCUGUAGGGAAGCCAGUACGACGCAGGGGUCGACCUCCAAAACUACCUGUCCUCUCCCAUCUGCUUUCAGAAAAAAAGGCGAAGAAAGUGACCGCAGAGACCCACGUUACAAAUGUUCGAGAUAUGGUGGUGCCGAUUCCUGCAGUAGUAACCAAGGCAGCACCUUUAGUACCUUGUAGUCAAGUACACGCUUCCUCAUCAUCAUCUCAUCCCGAGAUGCUGUCCCUCAUCAAGACGGAACCGACCUCGUCACCAAACGAUUCCCCAACUCAAACCUCUGUCCCAGAAUCAAACAUCUCCUCCGUUGAACAGAAUGGCUCCAUAUAUCAAGAAAUGCUCCUUUCUUCAAAAUCUUUAGUCAACAUUCGACCGAGACGACGACAGUCAACUGAGGUCAAACGUGGCAGCGAUUUCAUGUGGACGUCUUUUAAAAUCAAACCAAGGGGUGGAAGGGGCACGAGGGGUCCGGACAGGCGAAAAAAAAACUUGUUGACUCCAACUGAAUCUGUGUCAACUGAAGAGGAAUUUGAUAUACAGCAAGCAGACAUGGACACGGAUGAUGUUUGCGUUUCUCCGAAUAUGUUUCAGGAAUUGUUUCACUGUAAGAUUUGUAACGCUAUUUUACCAGCAGAUGGGAAGAUCGAACAUCAACGAGAACACCAUCCAAUGAUGAUAAAGUGCGCCACCUGCAGCACUCCAUUCAUUGGCUAUACCCACAAAGAUUUUGACGUUGAGAAAGCGAAGCUAAAUUGCGAACUAUGUUCGAAAAAAACACUGACAGUUUCAAAUGGCAGCAUAAAUGCAAAUGGCAGCCAAAGCAUUUCCUGUGAUCUUUGUGACGGUUUGUUCAAAUCGUUUCAUGCGUUCAGCGAUCAUAGACUCAAAGUACAUGGCAACGAGAAGAUAACUCUAGACACUCAUUCAUGUGAGGAAUGCGGGAAAAUAUUCUUUACGACAAAAGGUCUGAAUCACCAUAUGAAAACCCAUUCAGACAAAAGCAAAUCACAAGCCGUUGAAAACGGUUCAAAGUUGUUCCGUAUGCAGGCUGAUGAACAGACAGAGAAUAAGGAUGAGGAGUGUGACGAUAAAUUUCAAGAAAAUUGUGAACUUGAAGAACAUUUACAUAUCAAACAUUCGACAAGUGGACAAAAUGUCUGCCCGUGGCCGGGAUGUGAAAAGGAUUUUACGUGUGAGCAUGAUCUCAAACUUCAUGUUUUGAUACACAAAGAUGAAAAACCAAUGAAAUGUGAUUUUUGCGAGUAUCGCUGUCGACAACGAAAUGCGUUAAAUUGGCACAUGAGAAAGCAUCCAGAGGCUGCAUAUAAAUAUCGUAAAUACGCCGCUACUUUAGGCGGGGACUGAUUCAGAUGUAAUAAAUACUCCCUGGUUAAUUAUUCAGUGAUGGGAUAAUAAAUACUCCCUGGAAAAUUACUCGCAAUAAAUACUCCCUGGUAAAUACUCGCAAUAACUGCUCACUUGGAACUGAAAUUUUCUGUUUGUUCAUUCGCUCGUUUGUGAGGCUUAGUGGCUUUUUCCAUCAAGGGUGAUAUCGUAGACAAAUGUUUUUUCUAGGAAAAUUGCCAAAAGAGCCGGGAGUAUUUAUUGGUUGAUUGAGUCUGGGUGUUACUAAUUAUAAAACUUAAUAUGUAUCUCCAGAUCCUUUUCAAGCAGACAGCUAUUGAAGAGUCUUGGUAAUCAAGACUGAAAGAGACGUAGAAAAAUUUUGUUGUCAUUUCAUCUCAUCUCAUUCUCCAUCUUUUCUACAUCUUGGUUAAAUGUUUUUAAAAACAAAUUUGUCGCUGUAAUUUGCUCCCAAAUCCCCUCAUUAAGCGCAACAACUAGCCGAGGGAAAUGGCUGCUUCAUGCAAAUUAUUCUGUGAGAGUUGUCGUCUGACAUAUAAAUUUAUGUUAAUUUAUAAAUAAGUUAGACAUCUUGGAUUUGUUACUUUAAGGCAAAACAAACAAAAAUAUUCCAGUUCUCACCCAAUCCUUACCAAAAAUCUAAUGUAGGAGGACAUAAAUUCAAGACUAAUAUGGCCCCCCCACAAACUUUGUAAGAAUAUUGACUUUUCUAGGUUCACCCAGUCUGGUGUACUCAUAGGCCUCUUCUUAGUCCGAGGGUGUCGGCUGGCCGAAGGGUUAACGGGUACACAUUGUAUCAUAAACUUGAACGUGACGAGGAGAAGGGUCCCCUGUGCAACCUCUUGGGUUUUCACUGGGUCCUCCAGUUUCCUCCCACUGCUAAAGACCCCUAUGGCCAAGCGAAUAAUUGAAAUAGAAAAUUUGAACCAUAUGUUAGUCCCUAAAUGACCUAGUUUAUGUCGUGUGGACGUUAAACCCGAUUUCUCUCUCUCCCUUCUCAGUCCAUUCUGAAAUCAGAUUUAAAAAGAUGGUAAACUCCACACCUGAACAUUCAAAUAAAACUGUAGACAUUAUUGAAUUGUGUUUGUAUCUUCAGAUGAAAAUCUGCCUUCGUUAAAACUGUCACAAAUACUACAGAAAUUUUGUAGACAGACUUGGAAUAACUGUGGUGUAACAUCUCAUUCUUUCUCACUAAUUGGGGUAACGAAGAAGUGCAUACGUCAUGCUAUGAGUGACAUAUGUCAUGCUGUAGGUGACAUAUGUCAUGCUGCAGGUGACAUAUGUCAUGCUAUAGGUUUCAUAAGUCAUGCUAUAGGUGACAUAUACCAUCCUGUAGGUGACAUAUGUCAUGCUGCAGGUGACAUAUGUCAUGCUAUAGGUUUCAUAAGUCAUGCUAUAGGUGACAUAUACCAUCCUGUAGGUGACAUAUGCCAUGCUGCAGGUGACAUAUGUCAUGCUAUAGGUGACAUGUGCCAUGCUAUAGGUGACAUGUGCCAUGCUAUAGGUGACAUAUACUUCGCUAUAAGUGACAUCUUCAUUACUCCAGUUAGUGCAGAAAGCAGGGCCCUGUUUCCCGAAAUCUUAACUAAACUUAAAAUCCAAAUUUUAGUAGAUACUUCAAUUUUGAUUGGCUAAGCACUAAAAUCAAUCUAAUAUUAUCCAAUCAAACUACUUAAAUUUGGAUUUUAUCUUAGUUAAAAUUUUGUAAAACAGGCACCAGGACUUUAAAACUUCAUUUCAUUUGAAUUCAUUUCUCAGUUUGUUUCCAGUGCCAAAUUGUGCCUUAUAGCAUUUUACUAUUAAUUGUGAUAGAUUUUUAUAUUGUAAAUCAUAAAAUAUUGUUUUAAUCAUAUAAGUUUAUUUAAAUCACAAUUUACUUUCAUAUUUGAUAAAAAUCGCUCAUUUUUACAUGUUUUUUUAAAAGCAAUUGUAUUUUAUUUUUUACUUAAACAUAUAUAUCAAGAAACUUUUUUUUUUUAAAAUUCGAAAAAUCUAUUUUAACUUUGUAUUUGUUGAAAUUAAAUAUUUGAUAUAAUAUGUAUAUUUUGUUUAUUGCUUAAAUUAAAUAUUACUUUUUUCUGCAAUAUAAAGUUUUAGCAGUUAAAUAUUUAACAAUUAUUCAUAAUGGUCGAUAAAAUUAAACAUAUAUUUUUAUUGAAUUGGUACUUCCAACAAAAUCUGUGUUUAAACACUAGUCACGACAGACAUGGAUUAGCAUAUGGCAUAUGCCUGUCAUUAUUAGCUCAGUUGAUACAUAAAGCCUUUCAUUUGCUAGACAUACUGUAUGUACAUUCUUUGAAUGGUAUUUACUAAUUGGAACAUAAUCAAAUAACACACUAUUUAUGGAUAACAAUUACUAUGUGUGACUUUCAACAAGAUUUCACAAGUCAUUAUCAAUCAUAUAACACAAAAAAAAAAAAAAAAAAUGAAAAAAAAAUGAUUAAAAUAAUGACUUGUGAAAUCUUGUUGAAACGCACAGUGAAAUAAACCAUAGUAAUUGUAAUCCAUAAAUAGUGUGAUAUUUGGGCACUGUAUGUACACAUUCUAUAAGAGAAUAGUUUUUUUUAACAUGUGAAAUCCUUAAAUGAUAAGUUUCAUCAGGUGUUCUAUAAAAAAGAGUCUGAGCUCCUUUAAUGAAUAAUUGGGUAUAAUUAUAUAUGGUGCUGAAAGUACAGAUAUAAUAUAUUGUACCAGAAAGUUUUUGUGCUGCUGCGGGGGAAUGUUUUGUUGCCUGGCAACCUAUUUUACUAGGAAGCUUUUGAAAGGGUUAGGAUGAUUUAUUGCUUAAAUAUAUAAAUACAAUUGUAAAUUUAAUGUAUGUUGUUGAUUUUUGUUGUUGAAAUAUUUUUAUGCAUAAAUAAAAAACACUGCCAAAUGA
Molecule: messenger RNA, 6154 nt
Organism: Patella vulgata (common limpet)
Lineage: Eukaryota; Metazoa; Mollusca; Gastropoda; Patellidae
Exons: 3
Coding region: 745-3276 (843 amino acids)
Biological process (GO): regulation of DNA-templated transcription
Molecular function (GO): DNA-binding transcription factor activity, RNA polymerase II-specific; RNA polymerase II cis-regulatory region sequence-specific DNA binding
Source: RefSeq, a predicted model, not a curated record